UGUGUCUGCUGUCAUGUCAUAAGUCAACUUGUCAACCCAAAAUCUAAGAUGGCUGAAUUUGUAUAGUUCAGAAUAAAAAUAUAUGAUGGGAUUUGAAGAGCUAGUGCCAUUUUGGUUGAUUUGAAGUGAUUAUUGUUUGUUUGGUUCAACUGAACAAUGUCGAAACAGAAUCCCUUUUAUCCAAAAUCUUCUCGGAUCGAUCGCUUCCAACAGAUGACCCAGCAGGAAAGGCUGAUUGAGCAGAAGAAACGGGAGAUAUUGGCCAAAUUUGAAGCAAAAGAUAAGUUAGCAAACAAAUUGCUUGAUGUUAAAAGCAAACUAGACACAUCGGUUAAACCGCCUAGCAAGAGUGCACCAGUAACCACAACUGGAGAGAAAGAUAUGCCGAUUCCGUUUGCUAACGAUGGCUCAUUCCUCAAUCAAUUCAAGCAGUUGAAAGAAACCAAGAAGGAAGGAAAUAAGGUGAAGUCAUUGGGGAGACUGAGGGAUCUUGAAAAGAAUUAUGGUGAUGACAGACACAAAUCAAACAGAUGGACUCCCCGUCGGCGUUCUCCGUCACCCAAAGAUCGUCCCCAGAAACGGAAUUCAAGGUUUUCCGAUAACUCAAACUUUGAGCAAAAAAUCACGAUAAACACCACAUUCAGCAGCAACAUAGCCAACCAGCAGCGGUUUGACCCCCCUGCCUCAGUCUCACUUCAGAAUGUCACUGGCCAGCCUUUAAUGAAAAACCCCAGGCCUACAAGUAUACCAACUGUAAAUUACCCAGAUUUGCCUCCUCAGCAAACUCUGAAUCUGGUUCAACCUCAGACUCAAGAGACUGUGAUCACAGCACCACCAGUAUUGUUGAAUGUCCCACCUCCUCAAGUGGUGCAAGGUCAGAUUAGUAGUGCUUUGGUACUCAGCCAAGCACCUCCUGGACAGAAUGUUUUGGUUUCUACACCUCUGCUAACUGCGGUGAACAUACCACCUCCUUUAGUUGCAAAUAAUGUCGCUGUGACGCCUGUUCCUCCACCCAAUAUAUCUACAGUGGAGUUGGCUACUAUUCCGCCACCAAAUCCGAUUCAGUUGCAGAAUAUCCCACAACCAGAGCCGUUGAAUACUUUGAACAUCCCACAACCUGCACCGAUUCAAGUACAAAACAUCCCCACUCCCACGUCUAUCCAGCUAAAUGAGAUUCCCAAUCCUAAACCCAUAGACCUGAUGGCGAUACCCACGCCCAACGACAAUAGGGGUGUUCCUGAUGCAGAAUUCAUAAAGAACAAUCCUCCACCUAAUAAAGCCAUCCCUCCCCCCACUCAAAUGCAUCACGAUACGCAGAUACCCCUGAUGGCAACGAGCAUAGCGUUGACGUCGACCCAGAACGUUCUAGUCCCGCCUACUUUACAAAACAUCCACUCGAGUCAGAUCGUAACCGUUCCUGUGGGCGUGGUUCAAGUAACUACAGUCCCUCCCCCCACCCUAUCGGUGAGCGUGAAUGCACUAACGCCUGGCGGAGAACUGCAACAAGGCCCGCAGCCAGCGUUUCUCAGCCAACCACCACCGCAGUUGCCGCCUGUCAAUGUACCACCGCCCAAUAGGCUGCAGCCACCACCUCUUAUAGCUGGAGCCAGAGGAUAUAAGGAUUUCAGUGCAGUUUUCCCUGCAGGUUCGCCAGAACACGAAGCGAUGGCGUCACUGGGACGCAUGGUGGCCCAGUGCGGACAAGGUAUCGAGGACAUGGUCAAGAAGCGGGAGACCCAAGACCCGAAUCUGUGGUUCCUGUUCCAUCCGGAGAGUGCGGCGUACCGGCAAUACCGGGCCAUGAUCCAGGAAUUCAAGCGGGAAAAUGCGGCUGCAAAUAGCGCUGAGAAGAAUUCUGGGGAUUGGAGAGGAAGCGGCGUAAAAGAGGAAAAGUACGAGCCUGAGAUGGCGUUAGAAGAGGACGAUGGGCAAGUUGCUGGGAUUAAGAAGGAAGAGAAAGACAAGGAUGACGCAGCUCGAGAGGAAAGAAGAAGAAAACGUAGAAGUAGAUGGGGUGAUAAAGAAACAAAUAUCCCUCCCCCCGUUGUUGUCUACAAUCAACCAGCUCUAAAUCCUACUGUAUUACCUGCUCCUCCCGGCAUACCAACAGUUCUACCUGCAUCUUCUCUUCAAAGUCAGUAAAAAAUAUGCUAAAAAUAUUUUUCAUUGGUACAGUUUUGCAUGGAUUACACAGAAUUAUUAUUUUGUUCAUUACGCGAGUUAGUUAUAUUUUUCAAUGAAACUGGAACUACAGAAAAAGCUUCUUCAUGACCCGCUUUAUACAAGUAGGAAAUAGUAUUUGAUAUAAGUUUUAUCAAAGUCUCAUGUUUGUCGCACCAAAACAAACAAGAGCAGCUGAUAUUCAAAUUCUCGCGUCAUAAAUUCCUGAACAGUGAGUACUUAUGUGUUUUGAGGCGGCAUAAAAAAGGUUUCUAAUUAAUUUGAAUAGAUCACUACUCACGCACAAGGUGUGUACCUUCUGUGAGCGUUAUAAUAUUUAUUUGCUAACAUAUUGUGUAUUUUCAUACUGUGUAGAGAAUGGCAAAUAAAUAUUAUUAUUAUUAUCAACGAUCAAAGUAUUAACUGCCUGUCAUAUUUCCUUAGACAAACCUGCUCCACUGCUUACCAAACUAACCAGAAACGAUCCCGGGUUAGUGCAGUACGCUGUUUCAACCUACGGUUCAGCGAAUUUAACUGAGGAAGAAUGGAAGAAAGCCGAAGAAAACUACAAAGUGCAUUUAGUGUAUCAAGAUAUGGUCAAAAAGCAAGAGGAAGCCAAGAGAUUGAAGAUGGAAGGAAAGAAUAAGUACGAGUAUGACUCGGAUGAAGAGAUUGAAGGUGGAACGUGGGAACAUAAGGCUAGAGAAAAAGAAAUGAUUAAGACUCAAAUAUGGGCUGAAGAGCUAACUAAACAGGCCGAAGGGAAGCACCACAUUGGCGAUUUCCUGCCCCCGGACGAGUUAAAGAAGUUCCUCGAAAAGAAGGGGUUGAAACCAGGCGAUGAACUUGAACUUCAGCCUGAUGAGUACAAAAUCAAAGAAGACAACGUCGGGUUCAGGAUGCUUCAGAAGCUGGGUUGGUCGGAAGGAGAAGGUUUGGGAGCCACCGGCGGAGGGAUCGUAGAUCCUAUCAAAGCUGAACCCAGAGAAAACACACAAGGCCUUGGUCUCAAUGAGAAUGAUGAAGAUGAAGACGAGUAUGAAUCAUACAGAAAAAGGAUGAUGUUGGCGUACAGGUUUAGGCCGAAUCCUUUGAACAAUCCGAGGAGGCCAUAUUAUUAAAAUACAAUUAUUGAUUAAUUGAUAGAUGUGUACGAUAUUGUAAAUAGGAUAAGGUAAUGUAUGAAUAAAACAUUUUAAAAAGUCUUCCACUUUACUCAACACAUAUCCAUUAUAUAGUAAGCCUAUCCAUAUUGAAAUAAAUAGGACAAUUGCACUAUAUCAACAUACAUAUGUCA
Molecule: messenger RNA, 3457 nt
Organism: Acanthoscelides obtectus
Lineage: Eukaryota; Metazoa; Arthropoda; Insecta; Coleoptera; Chrysomelidae
Source: the annotation of a GenBank genome assembly